CCGCCUGCGUGAUGACGUAGGCGGGCGGUUGAUUCUGGCUGUGUCACCAUGGCGGCCUUGAGGGGCCUGGUGUCCGCCCUGGAGUCCUAUCGGGAGCGCGAUCGGCUGAUCAGGACUUUGGGUUAUGGCUGUCAGCUUAUUGGCGGUAUCUUGCUCGAGAAGUCUCAUGCCAAAUCUGAAGUGGGGAAAAGUCUCCUGGUUUUCUCCGAGCAGCUCAGCCACUGUAGGACAGUACUGCGCUUGUUUGAUGACCUGUCCAUGCUGGCUUAUACCAAGCGGUAUGGCCUGGGCACUAAGGAAGAAGAUGCCAUCCUACGUUGGAUGUCUGUUUUCAAUAACCUGGCCGAUCAGCUCUACUAUCCCUGUGAACAUGUUGCAUGGGCUGCUGACGCUAAAAUUAUUUGCACAAACUCUGCCAAGUGGUGGACAUUUACCACCUCUCUCUGGGGUAUUUCUCUUCUCCUAGGAAUCGGACGAUCUCUGAGGACUGUGCUUAAGCUGAGAAGAAAGCUGAGGAGCCCAGAGGGAAACUUCACUGGCCAACCUUCCAAGAGGGAUCAAAAGGCUAUUGAAGGUCAGAUGAAGUCAGAAGUUCUAAAUCUUCUCAGCAAUUUGGCCGAUCUGUGCAAUGCGGUCCACUGGUUGCCACCAGGGUUUCUUUGGGCUGGAAGAUUUCCUCCGUGGUUGGUGGGUCUGAUGGGCACCCUCUCCUCCCUGAUUGGUCUGUACCGAGUAUCCGAUGGAGGAAAUGCUGGCACUCUCUGAAAUGGCCACACCUGGACACUGAUGAUUCGGAAGUUUAAGGUGCAAUACUAGAGUCACCGGAGCAGGAACGAAGGCUCUCGGAAAAAGUAGAAGUUAAGGGGAUCUUAAGCUUUCAGGCAGGGACCUGCUCUCUGCUUUGCACAGAGCAGGCUUUCAAUAAAUACUGUUAAUUUGAUUAGUACUGAAAUUAUUCCUGACAGGGAAAAUGCUCCCUACAAGUCUGUGAAGCAAAAUAAGAGGUGUAAUAAAUGUGGAAAAGUAAGAUUAAAAGAUGAAAAGGA
Tachyglossus aculeatus (Australian echidna) is the source of this 1046-nucleotide messenger RNA. It is a transcript of the gene PEX11G, whose product is annotated as peroxisomal biogenesis factor 11 gamma. The record is from RefSeq and is a predicted model, not a curated record. The transcript is spliced from 5 exons. Gene Ontology annotation, biological process: peroxisome fission. NCBI's taxonomy places the organism in Eukaryota, Metazoa, Chordata, Mammalia, Monotremata, Tachyglossidae. Gene Ontology annotation, cellular component: peroxisomal membrane. The coding region runs from base 49 to 765 and encodes 238 amino acids.